CUUCACGCCACGAUACAAGCCCUCUUCACAGACUUCGUAUCUAGAUCUCUAGCGCCACUGCGUUACGGAGGGCAUGGAUGUGUUGAAAACCACUCUCUGCGCGAAGUGCGACAACACGUUGUCCUGCUCCUAUCCACCACCGCCAGAUCUCGAUCUGUUGCGCGAAGGCCAUGUCCCCUCUCCAGUCGAAAAUGCUGCUAUCGACAAUGAUAUAGCAAUUCUAGACGACUCUCUAGCAGUCAUCGACGCUGAAAUUGCGACCAUCGACACCCGUCUUGCGAUCCUCCAGCGCCAUCGCGCGCAGCUCGUCGAAAGCAAGCUCCGGAGGCAGGCCCUAGUUGCGCCCAUCAGGCGUCUUCCAUCAGAGCUGCUUGAGCUCGUCAUCCGCGCUGCCUUACCGCCAAAAUGGGCGACGGCCAGCAGCGGUACGACGCGUUUUCCGCUCCUGGAGACCUGCUCUCGGAUCUGGCGUACAGCGCUCGCAAUGCCUGACAUAUGGUGCAAGAUAACCACAACGGAACUGCAGAUUGAUGAACGCUUCUAUGCGAUCGCACAGCGGUAUAUGGAUCGCGCCGCGAGUCGUCCUGUGGACGUCUUGGACCUCUCACCGCACUUCCGGCAGGAUAGCGCAUUCGACCAGUGGAUGAUCGCCCACAUGGGUCGUCUGCGGAACAUUAAAUGGGCCAUCGACACCCGUGCCCUACCCGUGUCGCGCGUAUCUGCGCCUUCUCUGAAGAGCGCGAUCCUUUACGCCGAUUGGCACAGGGAUGCCACCUUCUAUCCGGAUCCCAUUCUCACCUUCGUCGACGCCCCUCGCCUAUCCACGAUCACUAUACGCAACUGCGUUUCCCCAUCAAUCUUUGAUCUUCCUUGGACGCAACUUCAGAGCUUAACCAUCGAGAGCGCUACGCUAAGCCCUAAUGAUCUGCGUACACUGCUGUCUUGCGUGUCCCUUACGGAGCUCGAUGUCUGUGUCUCCAAGCGAUUUGCGGCAGGGCACGACAAUGCUUCGACUCAUCCUCCCGUGGUCACGAUGAAUGCUUUGCGCGUUCUCAAGCUUAGCGGUUGCGGCCAUCUCUUCAGUGCACUCAUUAACGCUCCAAACCUGCAUGAGCUCUUCAUGUGGGUACUUCCCUUCCGCUUAGCUGAUGCCUCGGACCUCUUUGCGCAGUUUGCAACGUCCGUGCGCACGAUGCUCGAGCGAAGUGUACCUCCUCUGUGCUCUCUCACUAUGCAUGGCUUUCCGUCCUGCAUAGAAGACGGCGAACUUGAUAACAUCCUCUCUAUCUUGCACCUGGUACCUCAGCUCAAGCGCCUGAAGCUAGGGUACAGCCGCAUGGACAUAGGCAGCAUACCGCUACUCCGGAAGCUGACUUUCCGCCAAGACCAGCCCCUCCUCCUCCCUGAGCUGGAGCACAUCGCUCUCGAGUACAGCCGCACAAAUUUACAGCCUUACCCUGGGUGUGUGGAUGUGCUGAAGGAGCUGGUGCUUUCUCGCUGGAAGGAGCCGGCGACUUCCCGCGAGGGCACAGUUGUAAGCAAAGCAGAGCCCACGGAGCGUCUACGCAAAUCAGAAUGUAAUACAGAGCCUGAGCCGCGCGCUUGCUCCAGCCUCGGGGCGUCGCGCCUUGACCUCUUGCGAACCACUUCCGGGCCCUCUCUCGAAGAUGCACAGCUCAUUGAGGUCGACGAUGAGAUGCUGGACGCGUCUAUAGCUACCAUCAAUGCUCAGAUCGCAGUCCAGCUUGCCCACAUCAAAUCUCUCGAGCGCGAUCGCGCGCGACUGGUGGAAGCCAAGCAUCGCAAGCAGGCGCUCAGAGUUCCCAUCUUGCGCCUCCCUACAGAGAUUAUUGAGCUCAUCAUCCGCGCCGCCCUCCCGCAUGAUUCGUCGACCGCUGCCAGCACGACACGUGUCCCGCUCUUCCAGUCCUGUCGUCGGAUCCGCGCCGUUGCGCUCGGAAUGUCCGACUUGUGGUGCAGGAUGGUCAUCCCCGCGGGUGACACUGUGCUCAAAGACGGCUUCUACGAGCUGGCACAGCUUUACUUGGACCGCGCCCGGGCCCUGGGAAUACAUAUUGUCGACUCGAAUCAGAUUCCACAAUACCGCCAGGACAUGCGCUUCGACCAAUGGAUGAUCGCGCACUUCGAUCGUUUCCGUACCGCUGCGUGGUCCAUGGACGUCGGCAACCUUCCAUCGACCAGGGUGGCCGCGCCAUGCUUGGUUUCCGCGACGUUCCUCGCCCGUUAUCGCAGAGGCGCUUUUGAUACGACACCAUCCGGCCUUCUGACAAUAGUCGACGCGCCACUAUUGCGCAAAGUCUGUCUGGGUGUCUACGUACCCCCGCUCGCUAUCAACCUCCCUUGGGCGCAGCUAUCGGAGCUCGACCUGUGCAUCUUCAAGUUUCGCCCCGAGUAUCUGCGCGUCUUGGAGUCCUGCACCUCAUUGUCCACGCUCAACAUCUCCAUUGGGUACAAGUUUGCAACACCUCUUUCACCCAACAUCGUGCUGCACGGUCUGCGCACCCUUAAGCUCGAGGAUUUCGCGGCGUUGCUUGCGCCCCGCAUCACUGCCCCAAACUGUCCGACCUAA
Messenger RNA from Schizophyllum commune H4-8, 2590 nucleotides. RefSeq lists its product as uncharacterized. Bases 74 to 2590 code for a protein of 838 amino acids. The record is from RefSeq and is a predicted model, not a curated record. The transcript has 3 exons. NCBI's taxonomy places the organism in Eukaryota, Fungi, Basidiomycota, Agaricomycetes, Agaricales, Schizophyllaceae.